CACGACAGACCGGCCGAGUGGUCCGUCAGGAAUCUGCCCGUGGCACAGCAGACUCGCGGCGUGGAGUGGACUCCCGCCCCCGUCGCCGCCGCGCCUCCGCCGUCGCCGCCACCACUCCCAACACUGGGACGGUCUCCCAUCCGCACUCAAAGCCGGCUCCACCCGCCGUCGCGUCGCGUCCAAGGGCAGCUCCACUUCGCGGCGGUGCUGUGCUGGCUGGUGGAUCUCUCGGUCGCAGCCACGAGCAUGGCGCUCGGCGCCCGCCUCCUCCUGGGCCUCGCGCUGCUCACCGCCCUAAUCGCCGUCCUCCUCCAGCUCUACCGCCUCAGGAAGCCGAGGUUGUGGACGCUGGAUGAGUUGUCGAUAUACAAUGGAACGGAUGAGGGGUUGCCCAUAUUGCUUGGUAUUUUGGGCUCCGUGUUUGACGUCACAAAAGGAAGGUCACAUUAUGGCCCUGGAGGAGGCUAUCAUCACUUUUCUGGCAGGGACGCAUCGCGAGCUUUUGUUUCUGGAAAUUUUACAGGUGAUGGGCUGACAGAUUCUUUACACGGUUUAUCUAGUAUGGAGGUAAAUAGCAUUGUUGACUGGAGGAAAUUUUACGUUGAGAGAUACAUAUUUGCUGGUAAAAUUGUUGGACGCUACUACGAUAGCGAGGGCAAUCCUACAAAAUAUCUGAAGGGUGUAGAGAUGAAGGCAAAAAGAGGUGCUCAACUUCUUGAGAAGCAGAAGAGGGAGGAAGAUAAAAUACCAAGCUGUAAUUCAAAAUGGAGCCAGGCAGAGGGUGGAGAAGUUUGGUGCGAGACAGGGUACCCGAGGUUAGUGAGGAGGCCAGGCGACAUAGCUCUGACGGGGCAGGUGAGCCAGCGGUGCGCCUGUUUCCGGGAGGAGGAGCUCGGGAGGCCGGGGCUAGUGGUGUACCAAGGCUGUGAUCACCAGUCCACAUCCUGCAUAGUCAAGUAGUAGGAGUAGGAUCUACGCUUCUCUUUCUUUCUUUCUUUCUUUCUUUCUUUCUCCAUGCAGUUCUUUUUUGCCUCUGGCCUUUUACUCAUUGUAAUACGGUAGCACAGUAAGCGGAUCCAAAGGCACCACCCACGCAUCAUGAUGAUCUCUCUCUC
Hordeum vulgare subsp. vulgare (domesticated barley) is the source of this 1115-nucleotide messenger RNA. Its product is annotated as membrane-associated progesterone-binding protein 4. The record is from RefSeq and is a predicted model, not a curated record. Gene Ontology annotation, cellular component: membrane; endomembrane system. Bases 247 to 960 code for a protein of 237 amino acids. The transcript is spliced from 8 exons. NCBI's taxonomy places the organism in Eukaryota, Viridiplantae, Streptophyta, Magnoliopsida, Poales, Poaceae.